AUGACUCAACUAUCAAGACUCCCAGGCUCCGUAGAGAGGUACUUUCUCUACAAAAAUUUGCAGUCUACCUACACGAACUUCAACGUUAGUGCACGAUACAACCGUGGUGUGACACCUAGUCAAUUAGCAAAUGCUUUGCAAAGACUUGUUCAGAAAGAAGUCUGGUUGACGUAUUCUUUUUUCAGGGAUGAAGAUUUUAGCGACACUGAAGAUGACGACGGGUGGAGACUUAGCAUAGUGGAUCUAAUAAAGUUUGAGGAUGUGGUCAGCUUCGUCAAGAUCGAAGCAUUUGACGAGACUGUACUCAACGAUAUCCUCAAAUUGACAUGCCCUUACAACCAUAGAAAUCUUCCGUUAUGGAGAUUGAUAGUUUUUGAGUUACCAAGCGGUGAACAAUACCUAACCUUCUAUUUCGAUCACGCCCUAUACGAUGGAAGAUCCGGGGUCUAUUUUCAAGAGGCCCUCUGUGAUGAAUUAUCUAGCCUGAAAAAAGCGGAUCCUAUCGAAAUCUUGUUUGAGCAUGGAAAUUCGUCCACUACUGUCAAGGCCCCAAUGCCACCACUGGAACAUUACAAAGAGUUGAAUCCGACUAUUCUUGACUUAAUCCAGAUGGUUCUUGUCAUAAAAAGUCCUCCAAUUGUAAGAAAUGUCUUCAAUGUAUUCAGAAAUUGGUGGAAUUUAAUGGUUCCUGAUACAUACAAAAAUCCCCAAUUCACCUUUGGCAAGCCUAUUCCAGGCCCCGAAACCAGAGUUGCCAUCAUCAAGCUUUCACCCGCAGAAAUUUCCCAGGCUUUGAGUUAUUGCAAAUCCAAUAGUUUAACUUUAACACCACUACUUCACGCAACCUACUUACAAUGCUUAGAAGAAGUUGUUUUCUCGAAGAUCGAUUCCAGCACCAAGUUUAGCACUCUGACAUGCAUUGCCAUCGAUGUCAGAAGAUGCUUACCUCCUUCGAAAUCUUUUCAAGUUGGUAUGCUCAGUAACGUGGACAUUGUGGAAUUGCCUCCAGUUUUGGGACGGACCAAUAUGUUUGUGCGAUACCUCCAAAGCAGACUCAGCAAACAGGCAUCUUCCAACUUUAUGAGCAUUGGCCGUGCUUCAUUCUAUGGGUAUUUCAGGCUCAGGAAGUUAAGGGAAAUUUCAAGAACACCAAGCCGUGCUACCAACGUCUUAUCUAAUCUUGGAAGAAUUAAGGAAACAGAGCAAGAUUACAAAAUUGUUGAUGUAGUUUUCUCGCAGACAGUUGGAAUCAAGACCAACACUACCCUUUGUGUGGUUAGUAGCAAAGAGGGGGGGUUGAAUGCGGUACUCUCAUAUGUUCCUAACUUCGAUGACUAUUAUAAUGGAGAAGAACGGGUGAUGGACGUCUUCGUAAGAGAGUACAAGAGAAGAAUUCUUGCGAUAAUUGGUGGCUCCGAAAACCUCUAA
This is a messenger RNA of Suhomyces tanzawaensis NRRL Y-17324, 1428 nucleotides long. RefSeq lists its product as uncharacterized. Lineage: Eukaryota; Fungi; Ascomycota; Pichiomycetes; Serinales; Debaryomycetaceae. The transcript has a single exon. Bases 1 to 1428 code for a protein of 475 amino acids. Gene Ontology annotation, molecular function: N-acetyltransferase activity. The record is from RefSeq and is a predicted model, not a curated record.